Messenger RNA from Neocloeon triangulifer, 1310 nucleotides. Its product is annotated as cystathionine gamma-lyase-like. The transcript is spliced from 8 exons. NCBI's taxonomy places the organism in Eukaryota, Metazoa, Arthropoda, Insecta, Ephemeroptera, Baetidae. The coding region runs from base 74 to 1261 and encodes 395 amino acids. Gene Ontology annotation, biological process: transsulfuration. Gene Ontology annotation, molecular function: pyridoxal phosphate binding; cystathionine gamma-lyase activity. The record is from RefSeq and is a predicted model, not a curated record. Gene Ontology annotation, cellular component: cytoplasm.
CAAACCAAUAUCAAAUAAUAAUCGCCUGUUUUGUCUCCGACGUUUAAAAGCUCUCGUUUUUUUACGCUUCAUAAUGUCCAACGAGGGUUAUUUGCCAUUGGAAUCUGGUUUUGCCACCUUGGCAAUUCACGCGCACCAGUCUCCUGACCAGUGGAAUUCAGGUGCCGUGAUCACACCAAUUGUCACCGCAUCCACCUACAAGCUCCAAAGCGCUGACUAUAGUACGGGAUUUCAGUACGGCCGCUGGGGAAACCCAACCCGUAAUAAUCUUGAGGGUUGCCUUGCUGCCCUGGACAAGGGAAAACAUGCCCUCGUUUUUGCGACUGGCUGUGCCGCAACGUGGUCGGCGCUGACUAUUUUGAAGUCGGGAGAUCACAUUUUGUGCGCUGCUGAUAUUUACGGGGGAACUCACCAUCUAGUGGAUAUGGUGGCACAAGAAAAAGGUGUCGAUUUGGAAUUUUUUGAUGUCAACAAUCUGUCCAGUUUUGAAAAAAUGUUCAAGCCAACAACUAAGAUGGUGUGGAUUGAGUCGCCCACAAACCCCUUGUGCAAAGUUGUGGAUGUGCGGAAGGUGGCAGCAAUAAGCCAUAAGCAGCCCGGAGUACUAGUUGUCAUGGACAAUACUUUCCUGACCUCCUACUUCUCGAAACCAUUAGCCUUGGGGAUAGACAUUGUCAUGUACUCCAUGACCAAGUAUAUGAAUGGACACAGUGACGUUAUUAUGGGAGCCUUAGUCUUAAAUGACGAUGAUGUUCACGCUAGGCUGAGAGACAUUCAGCAGCAUGGUGGGGCUGUUCCUGGGCCCUUUGAUUGUUAUUUAGCUUUGAGAGGCCUAAAGACAUUGGCUUUGCGAAUGAAGCAGCACAUGAAAAAUGGCAUUGAGGUGGCCCAGUACUUGAAGAAACAUUCCCUAGUUGAGGAAGUACUGCACCCUGGUUUUCCUGAUCACCCUGGUCAUGAAGUGCUAAAAAAGCAAUGUUCUGGAUAUUGUGGAAUGCUAGCUUUCAAAAUUAAAGGCGCCGGAAUGCAAGAGGUGUCAAAAUUUUUGAAGGCUCUAAAAAUGAUUGUGUAUGCUGGUAGUCUUGGAGGUUGUGAUAGUCUGGCAGAAUCCCCUGCCCUGCUCUCUCACAAAUAUCUCUCUAAAGAAGAAAGGUUGGAGAUUGGUAUCACAGAUAAUUUGAUUCGUCUCUCUGUUGGCAUUGAAGAGGCAGAGGAUAUCACUAAAGAUAUUGAUCAAGCGCUCAAAGCUGCAUUUGUGUGAUUUAAGUACUGUAAAUAAAUUAAAAAUAAAUAUUUUUGCUCCUUCAAAA